CAUAACCGAUACUUUCAUAGACAAAUAGGCAAUCUUAGUUUAUGGAAUCACAAUAACAAAGAAAGGAUUUGAUACCUUUUCGUGUCGGCUAGUCAUCAUCUAUCCUAUCAAAAAGAAACCCUCAAGAAACCUCCUCAUUCAUCAUCACUCAAACCUUAUAACUAUAACCCUUCUCCAUCAUCACCACCACCACCUCAAACUAGAUCCAUCAUAUCAUAAUUGACUCAACAAAAUGGGUAAUUGCGUAUUCAAAGGCUUCCAUCAUGGAGAUUUUGAAGACACCAUGGUAAGAAUCGUAGCAUCAAAUGGAGGCAUCAUGGAACUUUACUCUCCCAUAACGGUGGAAUCCAUAACCAACGAGUUUCCACAUCACGGAAUUUUCAAAAACAAUUGCAACAAACUCUCUAAACCACUCAUGAAAAACGAAGAGCUUCAAGGUGGUGGAGUUUACUAUCUUCUCCCUCUCAAAAACAUCACCAACAAACAAUUUGGUGAGACAUUCGAAACGUUAACUCCGUAUCGAAUGUCCACGUGUGACAGGAGUACCAGCAACAACAAUAGUGGCAAUAUCUGGUCGGAACAUGAAGUGUUUCCGAGGUACAAUAGUAGUGGGGUGUGGAAGGUGAAGCUGGUGAUCAGUCCGGAGAAGUUGUCGGAGAUUUUGUCGCAGGAGUCGAGGACGGAGGCGUUGAUUGAGAGUGUAAGGACGGUGGCUAAGUGCGGUAAUGGGGCGGCGCCGUCGUCCGUGGCAAACUCUGAUCAAUGGAGCGUGUCCAGUAGUUUUAAAGGUUCCAGUUUAUUAGACAAGUUCAAUUUAGAAUCUUCAAGUACAAAUUAGUUUUUUUUUUCCUUUUGUUAAUUUAUUCAUAAGUAGUAAUCAAGAUUUAUUUUCUCCAUUUGUUUUGUUAGAUGUUAAUUACGUAGUACUUUUUUUAAUGAUGUUAAUUAUUUCCUUUAAAAUUUUAGUUGUCGUGUGUAUAUAUGUGAACGGAUAUAUAUUAAUUUUACCUUUGGUUA
Messenger RNA from Lathyrus oleraceus (garden pea), 1017 nucleotides. RefSeq lists its product as uncharacterized. The record is from RefSeq and is a predicted model, not a curated record. The transcript has a single exon. NCBI's taxonomy places the organism in Eukaryota, Viridiplantae, Streptophyta, Magnoliopsida, Fabales, Fabaceae. The coding region runs from base 233 to 838 and encodes 201 amino acids.